Molecule: messenger RNA, 750 nt
Organism: Nilaparvata lugens (brown planthopper)
Lineage: Eukaryota; Metazoa; Arthropoda; Insecta; Hemiptera; Delphacidae
Exons: 1
Coding region: 1-750 (249 amino acids)
Source: RefSeq, a predicted model, not a curated record
AUGACUGGCAAUCAAAUUAUUGUGUCACCUGAUGUUCCAAUCCUACAAAAUACAAAACUUGGCUGGAUUGUUUUUGGCUCUUGUCAAUUACCUAAAUCAGUGUCACUCAAAAAAUCAUCUAAUCAAUUUGUUACCAAUUUUGUCUCCACAGCUGAAGUCUCCAAUCAGUUGGAAACCUUCUGGAAGCUGGAAGAAGUCUCUUCAGUUAUUCCUGUCUCUCCUGAGUGUGCUAGGGUUGAAGCACACUACAAAGAAAAUACCAUCAGGCAUGAAGAUGGUCGUUUCCAAGUGUCCUUACCUCGCAAGGAUUCAUUUGCCACCCUUGGUCAUUCAAGGACUCAAGCUAUGAAACGUUUCCAUUCAUUGGAAAAAAGAUUUCUUAAAGAACCUGAGCUCAAACUUCAAUAUGUUGAAUUUAUGCAGGAAUAUGAAGAUUUAGGUCACAUGCACCCUGUACCGCCACCAGCCCCUGAGGAACAAGUCUAUUAUAUUCCACAUCACGCCGUCUUCAAGCCCGACUCCACUACAACCAAAACAAGAGUUGUGUUUGAUGCUAGCGCCAAAACAUCAACUGGAAUUUCUCUCAAUGAUGUUAUCUUCAAGGGUCCUGUUGUUCAGUCAGACCUUUUUGACAUUGUCCUACGAUUUCGUAUGCGACCAUUUGCUUUCAUCGCGGACAUAACUAAAAUGUACCGCCAAAUUCUUUUAGAUCCUUCUGAUCGUAAUUUGCAUCAUUUUUUGGAGAGAUGA